GACACAAUAAUCCCCUGUGGGCUGGUGGUGUAACCAGGAGGUUCCUACCAGUAAAAUCGAGCCCUGGCGAUACGAUGCUACGACAGUGGUCGAAUGUGGCUUGGGCAUCCGAGUGUCUUGAGUGAGUGUGUCCGGUGUGAGUGUCAGGUUGAGGCGGUGUACGAGUGCGCGAGCGAGCGAGUGAGCGGGCGAGACAUGAAUUUGGGUUCAUUUGGAAGUGUACUCCUCUGCCAUUAUCAGCCCCCGCCUUCUGUUUGCUUGGAUUUUUGACCCAGCUAAGCCACCAUGACCUUGGCGGGGGGCGGGAGGAGGGCGGUGACUCUCCUCCCCCUCGCGUCCGCUCAGCCAAAUCCUCCCAACUCCAAAACUAUAUAGGGCAGCAGGCCUCCAUCGCGACAUGUCGCUGCGUCUGUGGAAGCUCCUUCUCUUUUCAUCUUGCCUCCUCCUCCUUCUCCAUGCAGCCACUGCAGUGUUCGUGUCACGGCGGGAGGCGUCUCGACUACUGCGAGUCCGCAGAGUCAAUGACCACGGGCUGGAGGAGUUCUUCCCAGGCUCCCUGGAGCGUGAAUGCAUGGAGGAGCGUUGCAGCCUCGAGGAAGCCAUGGAGAUCUUCCCCGCCAAGGAGGCGGCAAAAUCAUUCUGGUACAAAUACGCAGAUGGAGACCAAUGCGCCUCGAGCCCCUGCCACGCGGGGGCCUGCAAGGACGCGCUCAACUCGUACUCGUGUGUCUGUCCAGAUGGCUACCAAGGCGUCAACUGCGAGAUCAACACGCGCACGUGUGGCUACCGGAACGGAGGCUGCGAGCACUUCUGCUGGGAGCGAGGGGACAACGGCACAGUGCUCUGCGGCUGCGCCGAGGGCUACGCGCUCAGGGACAACGGCACGUGCUCGCCACAGGUGGAGUUUCCGUGCGGAAGGAGACAAAGACAAAAAGAAGCCAAGCACAGAGGUGGCGAUGACCUGAGGAUUGUCAAUGGGUGGAGGUGUGAGCCUGGAGAAUGUCCCUGGCAGGUUCUGCUUGUGAGCUCCGAGACGGGGAGAGGAUUAUGCGGAGGGGCGCUGCUGAACGACGAAUGGGUCAUCACAGCCGCCCACUGCAUCGUGGGAGCGAAGACCCAGGGCGGCCUGGCCAAUUACGUGAUCAUCGGCGAGUACGACGUGGACGUGUGGGACGGCUCGGAGCAGUAUCUGCCGUUGCGGCGUGUGGUGAUGCACAAGCGGCACGUCGCCUCCUCCUCCUCCUCCUCGUCGUCGCCGCCGCUGCUGCCCGCUCCGCGUCGCCGCGACUACGACGUGGCGCUGCUGCAGCUGGCGACGCGCGUCCGACUCGGCCCCAGCGCCGUGCCGCUUUGCCUGCCAUCGACCUCGCUGGCCGAGCAGCAGCUGCUGGUGCCGGACAUCCACGGCCUCGUCAGCGGAUGGGGCCGCCUAGGCGAAGGCGCGGCACGAGCUAGCGUGUUGCAGGCCGUGAGCGUGCCCUUCGUGCCGCACGCGGAGUGCGUCAGGGCGCUGGGCCCCGCCGUCACGCGCAACAUGUUCUGCGCGGGGCGCAGCGCGGACGACGAUGGGGCCGGCGGCGGCGGGAGGCUGGGCGACGCUUGCGGCGGGGACAGUGGGGGCCCCCACGCCACGCUCUACGGGGACACUUUCUUCCUGACGGGCAUCGUGAGCUGGGGCGACGGGUGCGCGCGGCGCGGCAAGUACGGAGUCUACACCAAGGUGUCGCGGUUUGUGCCGUGGAUCCGCGAGGUGAUGGGACGCCCCGAAGUGAAGGCCGCCCUCCCCUCGCCCCCCGGGGCUGCCUCACGGGAGCGCAGCACCAGCCAGGCUCCUCCUGCUGCUGCUGGUGGUGCAACACAAGAGGGGACAUCGUGACACAACAACACCGUCAUCACCUAGACGAUAUCACCGCCUGCACUGUGCAUUUCAUCUCAGCCAAUCCACGCCAUCUCCACACACCACAGCGCCAUCUCUCCACACCGACAUCUCUUCACUAUCUCUUCAUCAUCAUUAUCGUCCCUUCAUCAUCUCUGGAUCAUCGUUUCAGCCUCUCAUCUCUUCAAUAUCUUUCCUCGCCAUCUCCGCUUGAUCAUCUCGUCAACAUCUGUAGUUGUCAUCCCUUAAACAUCUCUUCUUCAUGUUUCACCAUCUCGUAACUUGAUAAUCUCAUCAUCAUUGCUUCAUCUCUUCAUAAUCUCUUCAGCAUUUCUUCACCGUUACCUCUUCACCACCAAAUUGCCAACAGCACCUUGGAUGAAAAUCGUUCAUUCUGAAAAGCUGCUAACCUGUGAUUUACCACAGAACCACGCGGAGCCCACGUGUCCAUCCACUGCUGGGCGAGGGCCUCUCCGUGCCAUGCAGGUCAUGGGAGUUAUUUGACCAUACUUCACGCUGGUCAAGUAUGGUCAGUGUACAGGCGAGCAAUGGAUGUUACGAAGUUGCUGUGCGGCCCCGUAGCUGGUUGGGCAUGGGUUGGUCACCCAUCCAGGCAAUAGCCAGGAUCAAACCUGCUAAGCCUCUGAAAUAUGAGUGGGCAACAUUCUGGUUGAUUUUUUUUUAUCUCACAAAGCUUACAUGAGAAAUAAAUACUUAAACACAGAUUUCACAGACUCGUUGGUGGCUUCCUGGUUGACUUGGCUGGCACAUUGUGCUACUGAAUGACAGUAUCUUUGAACUUGUAAUAUUUUAAUCCUUUUUCAUGAAUCGUAAUACUUUUAUCUUUUGAUUAACUGACUUCGUUCUUUUCAUUACAUUUUUCGUAGACAUUUUUGUAAUAUAUUUUUUAUGGUUGUCACAUUUUAGGAUGCGGCCGAGCCUUGCAGCUUCCAACCAUCGCCUCCAAACUGGCACGCAACACACACGCACAUAUUUAUACCCGUGCAUGCACAGACUUACACACGUUUUAAUACAUUUCACAGGACGAUACAUUACAGCGUUCCCUUUCAUGAAUUCCGUUUAAAUAAAAAAAAAAAACAUAAUUA
Petromyzon marinus (sea lamprey) is the source of this 2982-nucleotide messenger RNA. Its product is annotated as coagulation factor VII-like. NCBI's taxonomy places the organism in Eukaryota, Metazoa, Chordata, Hyperoartia, Petromyzontiformes, Petromyzontidae. Gene Ontology annotation, molecular function: serine-type endopeptidase activity; calcium ion binding. Gene Ontology annotation, cellular component: secretory granule; extracellular region. Gene Ontology annotation, biological process: blood coagulation; proteolysis. The record is from RefSeq and is a predicted model, not a curated record.